GUGCCAGCCAGUUACGCAGGUUACGUGCUCCCUGCCAACCUUACUUACUCCAUCGUCCACCCAGAGCAGCGAACGACACAACACGGCUGCAGCUGCUACGGGUCAUGCAACCCGGACCAACUAGCCCGGCGAAGAAGACUGGACCUGCUCUUGCUUAGAAUCCUCCACUUCGCAAAUUUAUUACCCGUACAAUUUCCACGAUUAUCGCCGCCUUCUGCUGCCUGCAGCCUCGCUUUGGCACCUUCCUGCCCACUUCAAGGUACCUUACAUGCCUUUACACUUAGCGAGUUAGACUUUGUUACCGACCUGGGUCCCUUACGACUGAUCCGUCUUGCUACGAUUGCUAUUUCAGCGUGCACCUGGCUGCCCGCCUGAGGGAGGCGGAGCGACAAACGACGAGGCAGAGCCAAGUCUGUCCGCUGCUGACUUUUCAGGAUACGAAACCACUACCUGACGUAAAUACCUACUCGUCAACCCAUUUACCGAGGAAGAAUCAUCCCCCAUACCUACCUUACAUACCCAAGGGGUAUCGGCAGUAAACUUAAUUUGAACGCAACUGCACCCCGCAAGGCGAGCUCAGCAAGCUACCAACAUGCAGGACCCCGAUUCUCCCAAUGCCAUGAUGGUGGACCCUAUCGACAAUGCUACACAUGUCGUCGAUGUCAAUGGCCCGCUCGAGAGGGACUCAGUAACCGAGAUCACGCCUGAUACCCUCGCCGAUGAUGCUGAGCCGACGUCACCCAUGCCUUUAGCCACCGACUUUGAGGCUAUCAAGGAGCUUGUUAUGACGCCGUUGCAGGAAGAGCCUAAAGUCUUAGAGGAUGCCUAUAACACAUGGACAGUGGAGAAUUGGAGAAGCUUGUCUAAGAAGGAGCACGGCCCAAUAUUUCAAGCAGGCGGGUUCCCAUGGCGCAUUCUACUCUUCCCCCACGGUAACAAUACGUCAAACGUCGCGAUAUACCUCGAGCAUGGUUUCGAGCCGGACAAGAUUCCAGAGGACUGGAGCUGUUGCGUUCAGUUUGCGCUUGUGCUUUGGAACCCUAACGAUCCUUCCAUCUAUGCGCAUCACACGGCACACCAUCGAUUUACCAAGGACGAGGGUGACUGGGGCUUCACGAGGUUUCAAGAGCUUAGUAAACUCUUCAACGUUCCCUAUGAUGACGCUACCCGGCCGCUGAUUGAAGAUGAGACGGCCAACAUCACCGCAUAUGUGCGAAUCCUGGAAGACGAAACUGGUGUCAUGUGGCACAGUUUCGCCAACUACGACUCCAAGAAAGAGACGGGCUAUGUCGGUCUCAAGAAUCAGGGCGCCACAUGCUACCUCAACUCGCUGUUGCAGUCCCUCUACUUCACCAAUGCUUUCCGCAAGGCCAUCUAUCAGAUACCUACAGAGCAAGAAGAAAGCAUAAAUAACAGUGCUUACACUCUCCAGCGUUUAUUCUACCAACUGCAAACCUCGUCAAACGCCGUGGGUACAGCAGAGCUUACCAAAUCCUUCGGAUGGGAGACGCGGCACAUCUUCGAGCAACAAGACGUGCAAGAGCUCUCCAGGAAGCUCAUGGAGCGCAUGGAGGAGAAAAUGAAGGGAACCGACGCCGAGAAUCUUCUGCCUGAGCUCUUCAGUGGCAAGAUCAAAACUUAUAUCUCUUGCAUACACGUGAAAUACGAAUCGAGCCGGAUCGAGGAUUUCUGGGAUGUGCAGCUGAAUGUGAGCAAGAUGGGCAACCUGCUUAACAGCUUCCAGGAUUACGUCUCUGUCGAGAAGAUGGAGGGUGAGAACAAGUAUUUUGCCGGUGACGAGUACAAACUGCAGGAGGCAAACAAGGGCGUUAUUUUCAUGGGUUUCCCCGACGUCCUGCACCUGCAGCUCAAGCGUUUUGAGUAUGACUUUACCAAGGAUGCCAUGGCGAAAGUCAACGAUCGCUAUGAGUUUCCCGAGGUGUUUGACGCUGCCCCGUACCUCUCGGAGGAUGCCGACAGGUCGGAGCCUUGGAUUUACCAGCUACAUGGUGUGCUUGUGCAUAGUGGUGACCUCAAUGCAGGCCAUUACUACGCAUUUCUAAAGCCGGACAAGGACGGCUGGUUCUACAAAUAUGACGAUGAUAAGGUCACCAAGGCGACCAAGAGGGAGGUACUCGAGGACAAUUUUGGAGGACCUUUCCAGUACAGCAACGGCAUCCGCCCACAAGGACAGAAGAAAGUUGCUAUGAGGCCCAACAGUGCAUACAUGUUGGUGUACUUCCGUCAAUCUCGGCUUGACAAGAUUUUAACGCCAGUCACGCACGAGGAUAUCCCGCGUCACAUUGAAACCGGAUACCUUGAGGAGGCGUCCGCUAGGGAGGCGAAGAGAAAGGAGCGUGAAGAGCAGCACCUCUACCGCUGGAUCAAAGCCGUCACUCCGUCUUCAUAUCAAGCACAUAACGGGUUUGAUCUGACGAACUUUGAUGCGGUAUCCUCACAAACAACAGACCCUUCACCGGGUGCCCCCAAACUAUACAAGGUACUUCGGACGGCAACCAUGGAACAAGUCACUGAAAUCAUUGCCAAAGAUCUUGGGCAAGAUCCCGCGAGAGUCAGGCUAUGGUUAAUGGUCGGCCGUCAAAACAAGACAGUUCGUCCUGACCAGCCUAUCAUGGACUUGCGGCCGACAUUGGAUGAGACCUAUUCAAGAUUAGCGACUCAGAGAGAGGAUUCCUUGCGACUGUGGGUUGAGUUUGCUGAAGAGAUGGGUGAAAAUGGAGAGGCCGCUUGGCCAACAUACCAAGGCCCCUCGCCCACAGGUGUUAUCUUUAAGAACGACUUGAUCCUUCUUUUCAUCAAGUGUUUUGACGCAGAGGCACAAACUCUUACUGGUCUUGGUCAUGUGUACAUCAGCAGGGAAAAGAAGGUGGACGACCUAAUCCCCCACAUUCUUAAGAAAAUGGGACUGGAGAAGCUUCCCAGUGAUGAGAAGAUACUCCUGUGGGAAGAAAUUAAACCCGGAAUGAUCGAGAGCCUUAAGGGAAAGCAAUCGCUCAAAGCCGCCGAGCUUCAAGACGGAGACAUAGUGUGUGUCCAGCGCAAGAAGGACGCUGGUUCACAAAACUUCCUGGAAAAGAGGUUAAGCAGUGACACCCGUUCAACUGAUGACACGUCAAGAAAGACGGAGAACUUUGAGGACGCGAAGGAGUACUAUGAAUUCUUGGUCAACAGGAAAACGGUCAAAUUCAACGCACAUCCCACAAAGUGUGACCCGAACGAGUACCCACCGUUUGAGAUGGUCCUCAACUCUAAGAUGACGUACGACCAACUUGCAGAGAAAUUGGGCGAACGCCUUGGAGUUCCAGAGACGCACUUGAGGUUCUGGACUCUUCACGGAACAACAGGACUCCCCCGAACAGCGGUCAAACGCGGACCGCAACAGACUCUGAAUACUAUUCUCAACCCUGCCGGAUUCAGCCAGUUGAACUCGGCGCAGCGCAAUGAUGCCCUUUAUUUUGAGAUUUUGGAUAUGAGUCUUGCCGAGCUUGACACAAAGAAGAAUGUUAAGAUCACCUGGCUCAGCGAAGGAAUCGUCAAAGAGGAGCACUAUGAUUUGCUUGUAACCAAGAGUGGUGUUGUUGAGGAUAUUAUCGAGUCGCUCGUCAAAAAGGCCAAGCUUAAGUCAGAAGAAGAAGGUGGCGAGAUCCGUUUGUAUGAGGUCAAUGGCCACAAGUUUACAAGGGAACUUCCGCGCGAGUAUCCAGUCAUAAGCCUCAACGACUACCUAACUCUGGUUGCCGAGCGGGUACCAGAGGAGGAGGUGGACGCCAAGGAUCAGGGCCAAUUUGUUUAUGCUUUCCAUUUCCAGAAUGAGCCCAACAGGAUGCACGGCAUGCCGUUCAAAUUCCUGCUCAAAGCGGGAGAGCCGUUCUCGGAGACCAAGAAGAGGCUUGAGAAACGGACUGCUAUCCGUGGUAAGAACUUUGAAAAAAUUAAGUUUGCCAUUGUACGCCGGUCGUCAUACUCAAGGCCUCAAUACAUAAACGAUGACGAUGUGUUGUGGGAUAUCCUUCAGCCGGAAGACGAGUAUCUGGGUCUCGAUCAUGCAGACAGAUCCCGAUCUUUGCGCAACGGCGUUGGCGACCUCUUUUUGAGGUAAACAGGCAUGGGAAUCCCAUGAUAAACAUGUUGACUCGAUUUCUCUACUGGUGUCAAUAGUGCCAUCCUACUCCUACAAGGAUUGCCAGGGAAGCCAUCGAAACUCGUAUCAAAUUUCCAUAACAGUGACACAUACCACAAAUGUCACGGAUCAAGAAACCUAUGGCUUUUUCUUUUCUUUCUUUCUGCAGACACAUUGGACUUCUCGCUCUUAUUUUCACCAAAGCUUGCCAUGAUAGUUCGCGUCUUUCGCUCAUUGGAUUCUUUGGCUCCGAGUACGAAGUACAUGAAUCACACAUUGGAGUUGAUGCGGCCAUAGAUGAUGGGCAAAGACAGCGAAUAGCAAAUCUUGAGGACUCUUUCUCUUCUCCUGGGAGCAUGAUAUCUGGUGCAAGAGGUGUUAAGAAUUCUGUUGCUUGACUGUCGAACAGGAGCACAUGUUUGCCAGUUCUUUUCAUGUCUGCAUUCUUUCAGUCGGCUGUGUGCAGCAUGCCGUAGUUGCGUCGUUUCUUGUUUUAUUUAUGCUGAAGCGGAGUAGAGAAUACAGAAAUUAUGAUUGGGGGUGUUGAUAAUGAGCAUAUGCAUGAUUCAGGGAAAAUAUAUACCUACCUACCAGUUAUGAGAUGGAUUAGCUUGGAAACGAACGGAUGAGUCUAAGUCUAGGUCUAGAACUAGAAUUAGUCCUAGGUCUAGUCUAGUCUGGUACACAUGUUAACAUUUGCUUGAUGGUUAAGUACAUAAAAAAACAAUCGCAACAAUGUAACCAUGCGACAAGUUCCUAGAGA
This is a messenger RNA of Pyricularia oryzae 70-15, 4904 nucleotides long. RefSeq names its product ubiquitin C-terminal hydrolase. Bases 593 to 4120 code for a protein of 1175 amino acids. Gene Ontology annotation, cellular component: nucleus; cytosol. Gene Ontology annotation, molecular function: protein binding; cysteine-type deubiquitinase activity; cysteine-type endopeptidase activity. The transcript is spliced from 10 exons. NCBI's taxonomy places the organism in Eukaryota, Fungi, Ascomycota, Sordariomycetes, Magnaporthales, Pyriculariaceae. Gene Ontology annotation, biological process: protein deubiquitination; regulation of protein stability. The record is from RefSeq and is a predicted model, not a curated record.